Molecule: messenger RNA, 597 nt
Organism: Lathyrus sativus (Indian pea)
Lineage: Eukaryota; Viridiplantae; Streptophyta; Magnoliopsida; Fabales; Fabaceae
Source: the annotation of a GenBank genome assembly
AUGGUUCCUAUAUUCUGUUAUGCAAGGGGAACAAUUUUGCUCGUUCUGAUAGUUCCUCUUGCACAGGCUCACUUUGUGUCUUUUGAUUACCCUAAAUUAUUGGAGGGGUUGGGAGUAGGUUUUGUAUGUUCGUGUAUGAGUUUAAUAGCAAUGUUAAUCAUCUUAUUGUGGAAGAAGAAUAAAGGAAAAGAAGAAGACCUUACUUCAGAAACCACAUCUGAUCUGGAUAUGGAUGAUGAAUUCCAAAUGAGUGCUGGACCUAAGAAGAUGAGUUAUUAUGAGCUGUUGAAUGCAACAAACAACUUUGAAGAGACGCGAAAGCUUGGCCGAGGUGGUUUUUGUGGUGUUUACAAGGGUUAUUUUAAAGAUUCAAACUCAGUUACAGCUAUAAAGAGGAUAUCAGCAGAUUCAAGACAGGGUAUAAAGCAAUACUCAGCAAAAAUGAAGAUCAUCAGUCAAUUGAGGCAUAGAAAUUUGGUAAAACUCAAUGGUUGGUGCCACAAGAAGAAUGAACUUAUCCUAAUAUACGAAUACAUGCCUAAUGGUAGUUUAGAUUUCAUCUUUUUCGAGGAGGAAGCAUUUUGUCGUGGAAGUUGA